UCGACAAUCGACAAUCGACAAUUUUGUAUAAAUUCUCAACUUCUUUGCUAGUUCAAACAGUGAAGCGACAUGUAAAUACACAAGUAAAGUACAUUAUAUACUUCUAAUUUGAAUUUUAAAGACAAGAGGUUUAUUUAUUUUGUUGUUUGAUUCCUAAAAGGCUAAAUUCGUGACAACUGUUGUGUGUCAAAAUAAUCAGAUGGAGUUACCAGACAGAAAUACAGAUUAUCGGGACAAGUCAUAUUGGGAUGAUCGUUAUUCUAAAGAAAAAGCUUUUGACUGGUUUUCUGAUUAUGAAGCAUUCAAACAUUUACUGAAAGAUGACAUUAAAACAGCUGACAAAAUUCUUAUAUUAGGUUGUGGCAACAGUUUAAUGAGCGAAGACAUGUAUCAAGAUGGCUUCUUAAAUAUCACAAAUACAGAUUAUUCUCCCGUUGUUAUUGAGAACAUGAGGAACAAAUGCCAACAGAAGUAUCCUGGCAUGUCAUGGGAAGUUAUGGACAUUCUCAAUAUGACAUAUGAACCAGAAACAUUUGAUGUGGUCUUAGAGAAAGGGACACUUGACGCUUUGAUGGUUCAUGAAAAAGAUCCAUGGAAUAUUAGUGAAGAAACAGAGAAAACAAUCGAAAAUGUGCUGACUCAGGUUCAGACAGUGUUGAAGGCAGAUGGAAAAUUCAUAUCAGUAACUUUUGCACAGCCUCAUUUUCGUAAACCACAUUAUGCAAGGACAGUAUUUGAUUGGUCAGUGGAACAAAAACAUUUUGGACAAAAUUUUCAUUAUUAUUAUUAUGUGAUGCAGAAAGGUUCUAAGUUGUCAUUGGAAGAUAGUGAAAAGGAAAAGGAAAGGACAGCAAAAAAGUUAAAAAGUAAGACUGAAGAAGACAGAACUAUUGAAUAUCUUGAGUAUGAAGAUAAUGAGAACUUUUUAAAUUGGAUAGAACUUUGAUUGUAUUCGUUCAAUUUUUGUAAAUUAAAUUUGUCCUU
This is a messenger RNA of Mytilus trossulus (common blue mussel), 984 nucleotides long. RefSeq names its product EEF1A lysine methyltransferase 4-like. Bases 200 to 946 code for a protein of 248 amino acids. Lineage: Eukaryota; Metazoa; Mollusca; Bivalvia; Mytilida; Mytilidae. The transcript has 4 exons. The record is from RefSeq and is a predicted model, not a curated record.